Messenger RNA from Venustampulla echinocandica, 654 nucleotides. Its product is annotated as Endo-1,4-beta-xylanase. The record is from RefSeq and is a predicted model, not a curated record. NCBI's taxonomy places the organism in Eukaryota, Fungi, Ascomycota, Leotiomycetes, Helotiales, Pleuroascaceae. Gene Ontology annotation, molecular function: hydrolase activity, hydrolyzing O-glycosyl compounds. Gene Ontology annotation, biological process: xylan catabolic process. Bases 1 to 654 code for a protein of 217 amino acids. The transcript is spliced from 2 exons.
AUGGUUUCCUUCUCCUCCCUCCUUUUGGCGUGCUCUGCCGCCGCUGGUGUCCUCGCCGCCCCUAGCGAGCUUGUUGCACGCGGUGGAACUCCCAGCUCCACUGGCACCCACAACGGCUUCUAUUAUUCCUUCUGGACUGACAACGCCGGCCAAGUCACCUAUACCAACGGAAACGCCGGCUCAUACAGCGUCCAGUGGUCUGGAAACAACGGCAACUUUGUUGGUGGAAAGGGAUGGAACCCCGGUGGACCUAAGACUAUCAACUACUCCGGUACCUAUAACCCCAACGGCAACAGCUACCUCGCCGUCUACGGUUGGACCCAAAACCCUCUUGUUGAGUACUAUAUCGUCGAGAACUUCGGUACCUACAACCCAUCCAGUGGCGGCCAGAAGAAGGGUUCCGUCACCGCCGAUGGUUCCGUAUAUGACAUCUACGUGAGCACCCGUACCAACCAACCUUCCAUCGAGGGUACCAGCACCUUCCAGCAGUACUGGUCUGUCCGUCAAAACAAGCGCUCCGGUGGAUCAGUCAACACGGCUACCCACUUUGACGCAUGGGCCAAGGUCGGAUUGAACUUGGGCAAACACAACUACAUGAUUGUCGCCACCGAGGGUUACUUCAGCAGCGGAUCUUCCAGCAUCACCGUUUCUUAA